UGCCUUUAUAUCAUACCUUUAACGGUGUAUUGCAGCCAAAGCAAACACUUGCUCUCAAACAGCAGGUCUUUACGUCAUUUAAAUAUUGAGUACUUCGCAAUCGUCCACGAUAACGAUACGCCGAAGGCCGAAUUGGUGUCACCGAUGAGCGAACGUACGUACACUUGGGCGGCGCAAAGCAUCCCAGAUAAUCGUUUGCCGACCUCGCCAUCGUUUUUUUUUUUUUCCUUUCUUCCUUUUUACGACAAUGCUGGUGAAUGGAUUGAUGUGCGCGGAGCUGUAUUUACCCAGCCGCAUCCGAUCGUUCGAUCAGGCAGACGGAUGGCGCGGCCGGAAUGCCCCUCUGCUCUUCCUCGUCGUAUCCGCCGUUGUGGCUCGACGCACGAUAGCUUUUCAUUUCGUUACGUGUCUGUCCCACAGUUGGUUAGUGGUACGCUUGCCCGCCGAUCUCACUCUCUGUAUAAACGAAAGGACGACGAAUGUACGCCAAGAGUGAAUCGCGAGCACGGCUCGAUUACGUCGAGGAGCGCGUACAGCCGCUGAGGAGAUAUACCGAUCUUUAACCCGCCGACGAUGCACACUUCAGUCAAUAAUAAGUGUGACAAUUGCCACUAGAGAGUUCAAUGACGGAUCAGCGUUUGCAUAAGAGCGUAGUUAUAAUUCAAUUAUAUCCUGAAGUCAUGCGGACUGAAUGCGGUUACGUGUAAAUGUAGAAUUAGCUAACAAUAAGUUGUUAUUCUGUUAUCACUCAUCACCAUUUUAAUAAGAGUGAGUAAUCAUCAGCAUAAAGUCAUAUUGCACAUUAGUGCUAUGCUUUUUUUUUACAAGAACACCUAAUAACGUAUUAUACCACUAUAGUGUGACCGAUUCCUUUAAUUUGUAAAAAGUAAAAAGAUCUGCUUCUUAUGUAUUAUAUUAUUGCGCGAUUUUUAUCCUCAGAAUGGGCAUAAGGGCACGAUCACAUUUUUUUCUGCACUCACCUUCGCGUGUUUAACAAAGUUGAAAAUAAAUUCCAUUGUAAAUCGCUAUCGCGAAUUAUGUCGUGUGCUUACGUAGUGUCAAGAGAUAUCGGAACCAAAAGCACGGUAAAAACGGCACACGUCAUAUUAUACAGCGAACAACUCGCUUAUAUAUGAGAAACGUUGCAUUAUCUUGAAACCUUGAAGAUAGGAGGGAGUUCUUAAAGGAGCAACUAACGCGGAUGAUCGCAUUCGACCGCUUCUUCACUCGACUAUAAACAGUCUAAUACGCGCUGAUUUCGACUUGUGUAAGUGAUAGCGACAUUACGUAACGAUACUUGCGUAUACAGGUAAAUUAGCGGUACGAGUGACAAGCAGAAGAUGUUGUUCCGGAGUCUAUAGAACAAUCCGGGAAUCCUUGAAAAGCAAAUUCUCGCAACUGAUUUCAUCCCGUCGCAUUUGCAGUGCAAAGAUACACAAUGACGGUGACGACCCUUCGUUUCAUGAUUUUCGUCUGCAGUCUUGCUUUAAGCACAGGCUGGUCUCAGAAUUGUCAGGAUCAAGAUACGGGAUGGGAAAAAAUAAUCGAAGCUAAGCCUGCAAACGCUGCAGAAACUAUAUUAUACACAAACAGUGCCAUAGGUAACGACGGUAUUAUCGUGCCUUGUUUUGACAGAUGUAAAAGCUUGAAUUGCACAGCGUUUGUGAUCGACUUCGCGAGAAACAUUUGUUAUAGCGUGCAAAUAAAAAGCGAGGAACUCAUUCCUGAAACUAACGCAACGUUUUUCCACAAAAUUUGUAUUAAAGUUUCACCAAAUUGCAAGCGGCAAAGACUGUGGCAAGUAGAAAGAACUUUGGGAGCUGUUUUAAAAGAUGGACACUCCAACUCAUAUUAUCAAGCAUUGUUACAAAGAAACGAAUGUUACGAGAAGUGUCUGCAAGCAGGAAAUGAAUGCGAAUCUGCGCAAUUUCGUACGAGCAAGCCUUUGUCAAUUGACAAUACUAUUGGCACGUGUUCGUUGUCAAAAUUCGAGAGAGGUACUAGACCGCAGGCUUACAGAUCGUCAAUGUAUCGGGAUGAGUAUCUGCAAGAUCAGUGCCAUAAUAUAUCGAAGAAAAGCUAUUGUUCCUAUGCGGAGUUUCGGAACGUAACAUUGCCAUACUCGGAUGUGGCGUUGCCGGGACUCGAUAUAAAGCAGUGCGAGGAGAAAUGUGAUCGCAGCGAGAAUGGUUUCAUAUGCAGAGCCUACACCGUCGACUAUUCGGAAGAGAAACCAUUCUGCUUACUGCAUUCUGACGAUACAAUCAGUCUUGGAGUUAGUUCGCUAGUUGCCAGACUGAACGUCAUUUAUAAAGAACAAGAAGCUUGCCUAGAUUUGAAAGUACAAUGCGGAGAAUCAAUCAUGACAGUUACAUUAACCACUACGGAGCCUUUUGACGGACGGAUAUACGUGAGCGGUUAUGGAGAUACUUGCGGUGUUAAUGGUGUUGGAAAAAAUGUGACAAUCUUAAGAUUACCACUGCCGAAAAAAGAGUCCAUCGGUCAAUCUCAUAUUGAGUGUGGUCUUACACCUGCGUUUUCUAUUGACAACGAAAAUCGAACGCAUACAUUGGUUUGGGCCACCAUUGUGAUACAAUAUAAUCCGAUUAUUCAACGAUUGGGAGAUCAAUCGGUGAGAGUUGGAUGCUCAUUAGACGGUCGCGAUAUCCCGGAGCCGAGAAACGUGUCCGUUAAUUCGAGUUUUUCUUUCUUGGAUCCAAACGCAGGCGUGCCGCCGGUUGGGUCCAUCAUAAUAAACGCAUCAUCCGAAGCGCCAGUGGUGACGAUGAGAAUCCUCAACGAAGAACAUAUGGAUGCAGUCGUUACUCAAUUAGGACAGAAGCUCACGCUCAGAAUCGAAAUUCAACCUGUUGACGGACCUUACGAUAUCAUAGCUGGACAUCUCGUAGCUAGUAGCGCAUCCGGAGAUUCCUCAUAUCUUCUUCUGGAUGAAUCUGGAUGCCCGACGGAUCCGGCAACUUUUCCCGCGUUAUUAAAGGAUCCAAUGGACAACCGUUCUCUGAUCUCAACAUUUACUGCCUUCAAAUUUCCCGAUAGCCAAAUUGUGCGAUUCAAUGUCAUCGUUAGAUUUUGUCUCGAAGAAUGUGAGCCGACUACUUGCAGAGGAGGACAGAUUUCGUAUGGCAGAAAGCGACGAUCGAUCGAGCAGCCGCUCAUCGCCGAGGUAACAGAAAUUUUCAGAAACCUCACCCCCGCGGAAUUACCGUUACAACUAUCUAUCGUCGUUCAAAGUCCGGUGAUAACAGCAGACCAUUUACUGUCCAGGGAAAAUUCGGUUCCUGAUACAGUUGUGAUCACCGGCGGAAGAUCUAUAGAUGGUCUUUUUUGCGUGGAUGCGAGUCUGGCUCUGGGUCUUCUGAUCUUUUGGUUAAUAAUCCAGAUUGUACUCACCAUCGGCUGCCUUUUAACAGUUCGUCGCUAUAGAAAAAUGGCUGUUGAAGCCGAAGAAGACAGAGCUGAUAUACUGGCGAGGCAUCUUUACGGGAUUCACGGAGGAAACUUUGAAAUCGCACGAAGAGUUAGGUGGGCCGACCGAAAUGAUUCCUCGAUCGAUUAGUUCCUUUUUUCAAUUUUUCAAGCAAAAAAAGAUUUAGAUACUGAAUUAGUGCAACAUUUUUUCAAGUAAAAUCAGAAACAAAAUUUUCAGUUUUAA
This is a messenger RNA of Cataglyphis hispanica, 3673 nucleotides long. RefSeq lists its product as uncharacterized. The transcript is spliced from 14 exons. The record is from RefSeq and is a predicted model, not a curated record. Bases 1439 to 3577 code for a protein of 712 amino acids. NCBI's taxonomy places the organism in Eukaryota, Metazoa, Arthropoda, Insecta, Hymenoptera, Formicidae.